This is a messenger RNA of Haliotis rufescens (red abalone), 2356 nucleotides long. Its product is annotated as kinetochore protein NDC80 homolog. NCBI's taxonomy places the organism in Eukaryota, Metazoa, Mollusca, Gastropoda, Lepetellida, Haliotidae. Gene Ontology annotation, cellular component: Ndc80 complex. The transcript is spliced from 14 exons. The coding region runs from base 62 to 1960 and encodes 632 amino acids. Gene Ontology annotation, biological process: attachment of mitotic spindle microtubules to kinetochore. The record is from RefSeq and is a predicted model, not a curated record.
UUUGAAAAGGCGGCUGGUUCAAUUUUCGUGGAUUUUCUGUUGCUACAGUUUUGAUGUAAACAUGAUGCGGAAGUCCAGUUUGGGAGGCCGUGCAUCUCUAGCAGGGCCAUUAAGAGUGAGGACUGAUGAUAACGUAAAGCCGUCAAGCAGCAGACAGUCAGUAGGGUGUGGACUAUCGUCGGGAAACAGGUUGUCAAUAGGAAGCAGACCAUCACUGGGGGGAAGACCGUCAAUAGGACGGGCUCAGAAGCCAGUGUCACGAUACAGUGCAUAUCCCACCACUGCAGGUCAAAAGAGAAGACAUUCAAGUGGCAUAGGAAUCCGUGGCCGCACCGAUGUACCAAAAGAUCCAAGACCGAUAUCUGACAAGAGUUUCCAGCACAAGCUGAUAAGACAGCUCCUGGAGUGGCUGACAGAUAAGGGUUAUUCACAUCCCAUCUCACAAAAGAUCCUUGUAUCACCACCAAGUAAAGAAUUCUUUAGAAUAUUUGAGUUCUUAAAUGGUCACCUUGAACCCAAAUACAAGAUUGGUCCUAAGCCAGAGGAGGAGAUUCCCAAGAUUUUCAAAGUGUUGGGUUACCCAUUCUCCAUCUCCAAGAGCUCCAUGUUUGCCAUCGGCAGCCCCCACACCUGGCCCUACCUCCUGGCAGCCCUCAUCUGGCUGGUGGAACUCAUCAAGAUGGGCCACUUCAUGAGCGAUAAAGCAGGCAUUGAAGCUAUUCUCUUCCCACACGAGGAGGAUGAUUUUGACUCCAGUCCAGAGAAUAAGCUUCUGUUUGAGUACUGUGAAAACACCUAUGCUGCCUUCUUGUCUGAGGAGGAUGAAUAUGAUGCCUAUGAUGAGGAAUUGUCGAGGAUGCUAAAGGACAAGUACCAGGGCACAGGAGGUGGUAUUGAUGCCCUCAUCGCAGAAAAUGCACGUCUCAAGCAGGAGCUGGAACUACUUGAACAGGACGGGGAUCGACUGGUUGGUCUACAAGAGCAGCGUGAGGUUGUGCGGAGUGACAUGACAAGGUUUGACCAGUACCUGGAGGAGAUGUCAUCCUACCGGCACAAGCUGGAAGUCCAGCAGAGGGAGCUGGAGGAGGACAAUGGAGGUCUAGAGGCUGAAUACAGGUCAGUGGAACAAAAGAACAAGCACAUGCAGGCAAUCUACGAGACACAGAACCUGACCCCCGCAGAUGUGGAGCGCCUGAAGCUGAACCGGCAGGAACUACAGCGGCAGAUUGACGCCCUGGACAAGGAGAUUGAGCAGGACGACCUUGACAACUGGAAGGAAGAGAUGAACAUGGCUAAGUCCAGAGAACGGAUGGAAACGAAGAGCAGUGAAUACAAUAAAAUGGCUCAUGGUUUGAAGCUUGUCCCAGUGUCAGCUGAGAAUGCAUGUGGCGUUGACUAUGAACUGAAGACUUCAUACCAGAACACAAUGACUGUUGACUUUGACAGUACGAUCAAACCUGCACUGAUGCAGCUGAAGAAACAGUGCAAUGUCAGCUUAAAUGAGAAGUCGCGGCAGUUAUUGAUCCAGCAGGAUUCCUUGGAGCAGCUAUCUGAGCUCGUAACAGAGCAGCAGGAUGCUGUCAGGGUGAUGGAAAAGAAUCUGAACAUAGCCGAUGAGGAGUACAAGACUGAAAAAGAGAGCUUUCAGCAAGAGGUUCAGAACAUCUUGGAGGAUAUCGAGCUCAAACAGAAGAUGUGGGACAACGGCAGGAAGUCCUCGCAACUCUGUCGGCAGGAGACACAGAAGGAGUUCAAGGAUGCAGUCAAACUAGCUGAACAGAGGAAGAUUGACUUGUUGGAUGAGGAUCAGAGGUCGGUGGAGUUCCUGGACACAGUCAUCCGGGAAGUCGUGGCCCACAAAACAGCUAUUUCAGAGAGACUACAGGAGGUGGUUGCAGAUACAAGGGUACUCCAGCAGAAAACACAAGAGGAAACGGAAAAGAUAUUUAGUUGUCACUGAAUAUCAUACUUGGACUCUUUUUUCACCUCUACACACAAUUUGUGGGACAAAACAGCUUCUUACUCGUCAUGGCAACAGUGAUUUUUAAGAGACAAAUCUAAAAACGUCACUGUUUGGUCGUUUAGUAGUGCUCUGAUGUAAUAUACUGUAAAUAUCAUGUAAGCCUUGUAUUGUGACAUGUCUGGGCUUGUUCCCAUCAUGUAGUGAUCCUGCUGUUACAUCCUGCUGAGCCUUGGGCAAAAGGGCACACUGGUCUACACUACAGCAAACCUGAGAAGACAUGACCCAGUAGAAAUACACCCUGCCUGAUCAACACUGAUGGCCAUAGAAGAGGAUUGCCAACUUUUCUGAAUGUAUUUAUUUCAUUUAUUAAAAUACCAUCUCUGUGUCGGCUAA